GUUCCAAGCCACUGUCUCGCCGUAAUAAGUGGCCUUCCCAGGAGUUCUCGUCCAACCAGCCGGUCUAGGCUCCUCCCGGUCCACGGUUCUUCCUUAUCAUUCCCGCUUCUCCCCUUCCACUGGUUCAAUCUCGCCUUCUGGUGUGUGUGCCCGAGCCCCGAGGCGGUUCCUAAAAUGAGUACUCGUUUCCGCCUGGGAACCAACCCCUGGCGCCUCAGGCUCGCCCGGCCCGGGCUGAGGUGGCUGCUGGGGCUGGGGCUGUUCCUGGGGCUUCAGGCUUCCCGCAGCGCAGCUUUCUACCUCCCCGGGUUGGCUCCAGUUAACUUCUGCGAGGCAUCCCGAGAGACUGCAACCUGCAAGUCCACAGUAGCACUGUUUGUAAAUAGAUUGGACUCCGUGGAAUCUGUCCUACCUUAUGAAUACAAUACCUUUGACUUCUGUAAAGACUCUGAAAAGAGAAAUCCUUCUGAAAAUCUUGGACAAGUGCUAUUUGGAGAACGAAUAUCAUCAUCUCCUUAUAAGUUUCCUUUUAACAGGACAGGAACAUGCAUAAAAGUUUGUGUAAAAUCCUAUGAUACAGCAAAUGAUGACCAGGAGAAAAAGCUGGCCUUUUUGAGGAAAGGAAUACGACUGAAUUAUCAGCAUCACUGGAUUAUUGACAAUAUGCCUGUAAUAUGGUGCCAUAAUACAGGGGAUGGAACAAAGUGCUGCACACCAGGAUUUCCGAUAGGAUGUUUUAUUACCAAAAGUGGCGAAUCGAAACAUGCCUGCCCUAUCCAUCCUGAAUUCAACAAAAGUAAUAUUUACUUCCUCUUCAACCACGUUGAUAUUACUAUUGCAUACCACGAGGACAGUGGAAGAAAUGGGGGUUUUGCGAGAUUGGUUUCUGCUAGACUUGAGCCCCAAAGCUAUAAGCAUUCAGGUGAAGGCCGCCUAGCCUGUAAUGGACCCCCUAUGGAAAUUCCUGAAGAACAUACAGAGAAGUUUAAUGUAACCUACACUUACUCUGUGCAAUUUGAAGAAAACAAAAGCAUCAAGUGGGCAUCUAGGUGGGACUACAUUUUGGAUUCCAUGCCUCAUACCAACAUUCAGUGGUUGAGUAUUAUGAAUUCCUUUGUUAUCAUUCUCUUCUUAUCUGGCAUGGUGGCUAUAAUUAUAUUGAGGACUCUUCAUAGAGAUAUUAUCAAAUACAAUGAGAUGAGUUAUUCUGAAGACGCCCAGGAGGACUUUGGUUGGAAGCUGCUUCAUGGGGAUGUAUUCAGACCACCAAGGAGUAGAAUGUUGCUGUCAGUUUUCCUGGGCCAAGGAACACAAGUUUUGAUCAUGACGUUUAUCACCUUACUUCUGGCCUGCCUUGGUUUUCUAUCCCCCUCCAACCGAGGCGCUUUAAUGACCUGUGCCGUUGUACUCUGGGUCCUUCUGGGAACCCCUGCCGGAUAUGUGUCUGCAAGAAUGUAUAAGACACUUAAAGGUGUUAAAUGGAAGACAAACUUUUUGCUGACGGCACUAUUAUGUCCUGGUGUCGUCUUUGCCGACCUCUUUUUUAUGAACGUGAUUCUUUGGGUGGAAGGUUCAUCGGCUGCCAUCUCCUUCGGUACUCUGAUAGGGAUUCUUGCAAUGUGGUGUGGAAUUUCAGUACCCCUAACAUUUGUGGGUGCGUACUUUGGAGCCAAGAAAAAGUUUAGGUUUCCAGUUUGCACGAACCAGAUUCCCCGUCACAUUCCUCGGCAGAGUUUUUUUACGAAACCACUGUUUGGCAUCAUGAUCGGUGGCAUUUUACCUUUUGGCUGUGUUUUCAUUCAACUCUUUCUCAUUCUGAACAGUAUUUGGUCUCAUCAAAUGUACUUCAUGUUUGGCUUCCUUUUCUUGGUCUUUAUAAUUCUCCUGAUUACCUGCUCAGAAGCUUCGGUUCUGCUGUGUUAUUUCUACUUGUGUGCUGAGGAUUAUCACUGGUGGUGGAGAGCCUUUUUCACUAGCAGUUUUACAGCUGUUUAUCUUCUGAUAUAUACAGUUCAUUACUUCACCAAACUUCAAAUCACAGGCACGGCAAGCGCCGUGUUGUAUUUUGGGUACACAAUGGUCAUGGUCCUGAUUUUCUUCCUUUUCACAGGGACAGUUGGGUUUUUUUCCUGCUUUUGGUUUAUCAUUAAAAUCUACAGUGUGGUGAAAGUGGAUUAAAGAACGCACCCAGGGGCUUCCAGGCACAUCACCGUGGCUUUGGAAUAUAUACUUCUGUAUCUAAAUGAACAUCUAUAAAUAGAUAUCACUUAAAAAUCUCAUUGUCUGGCUUCCGUUUGUAUGACACAAAAUACCGAGUGUGUGGAAAAAACAGGUUGGGAAACAGGUUUAUUCAAAGUCAGACCAUUCUGAAAAGAUAGCAUAAAAAAGGUUUAAUUGAAAGCAAUUAGAGCAAGGGAGGCACAUUUCCUUACGAAAUGAAAGGUGAGCACACUGGCUUUUCAGAUGAAAUGUUUUUUUUUUCUUUUUCCUUUUUCUUCCUCAUUUUGUAUAUGGCAUCAGAACUAUCGUCAAAUAAAUGUUAAAUAAAACGUGAAUUUUUCUAACGUCAGUGAAUUGGACAAACUGUAUUCCAUUCUUGUAGUUGAUCAUUUUAUCUAUCUAUCUAUCUAUCUAUCUAUGUAUCUAUCUCUAUGCCCAUUGUGGGGUUUGAACUCAGGACCAAGAGUCACGUGCUCUACUGACUAAGCCAGCCAGGUGUCCCUGGGUGACCAUUUUAAAAAUGCACAUUGGUUUAGCAUAUACAGUUUAUGAAAUACCAGAUACCGCUGUCAUAUUCUUCAAUUAAAUCUGCACAUUUCUGGUUA
Herpailurus yagouaroundi (jaguarundi) is the source of this 2825-nucleotide messenger RNA. RefSeq names its product transmembrane 9 superfamily member 2-like. Bases 175 to 2178 code for a protein of 667 amino acids. Gene Ontology annotation, biological process: protein localization to membrane. Gene Ontology annotation, cellular component: membrane. The transcript is spliced from 17 exons. The record is from RefSeq and is a predicted model, not a curated record. NCBI's taxonomy places the organism in Eukaryota, Metazoa, Chordata, Mammalia, Carnivora, Felidae.